This is a messenger RNA of Penicillium longicatenatum, 1404 nucleotides long. Its product is annotated as tRNA-ribosyltransferase family protein. Lineage: Eukaryota; Fungi; Ascomycota; Eurotiomycetes; Eurotiales; Aspergillaceae. The transcript has 3 exons. The coding region runs from base 1 to 1404 and encodes 467 amino acids. Gene Ontology annotation, molecular function: tRNA-guanosine(34) queuine transglycosylase activity. The record is from RefSeq and is a predicted model, not a curated record.
AUGGACUUCGAGACUUCAGGAAUAUCCAAUAUGACCUUCAGUGUUCUGGGCCCUGCCGCGCCCGUCCUGGCACCACGCGCCGGCACAUUGGCGAUCACUGGCCGUAAGACCUUGUCCACGCCGCAUUAUCUGCCCGUCACGUCGCGGGGCGUGGUGCCUCAUAUAUCCCACGACAAUGUGCGCAAAGAGACCGCGAUCAAUGGCCUAUACGUUGGACUAGAGGAUUUUAUCGAAAAGAAACACCGUUCCCCGGUAUUCAAAAUCCCUGUCGAAGCAAAUGAGUCGCCAUUGCGAAAAUUCAUGUGCGCGUCCAGCGACUUGCCUUUGGUUCUAGGCCCGCGUCGGUUCCCCGCCAUCCCCUGCCCGCCGGUAAACACUCAGACCUCAAUUGCGGUCUCCACCUCAGAUGGGUUCCACCAGUUGUCGGCCCAACAAUAUAUCGAGGCAACGCAGAAGCUAAAACCGGAUCUUGUCAUUGGACUUGCGGAUGUGGUUACUGGAAAACCACCCGGCAUCAAGAGGAAGGCCAAGAUGGUGGACCGGACACAUGCGUACACGCGGGAUGCGCUAGAGCGGUUAUACGGAGACGCCGUUGCGGCAAACGACAAGUGUCAGGCGGCGUACUUUGCGCCGAUUUUGCCGCUUGAUAAUGCUCAGCAGUCUCUCUACUUGGAUGAUUUGGCAGACGAGUUCCGUGACCGUCUUUCUGGGCUGGCAUUAUAUGAGUCUGCUUGUCUUACCUUCAUCCCGGAGUCGCUGGGGAAUUUGCCUCGAUUGCUCAUCAGUGACCCCAGGGGGCCCCAUGCGAUCCUUCGUGAGGUCAUGCUUGGCGCAGACCUUCUGACCAUACCCUUCGUAGCUGAUUCUUCGGAUGCAGGCAUCGCGCUUGACUUCACUUUCCCAGCUCCUCCUAAAGGCGCUGAUGAGAGGGAGCCACUGGCCUUAGGUAUAGAUAUGUGGUCGUCCGAGUACGCGAAAGAUACUUCUUCCUUGCGUGAGGGCUGCCAGUGCUACGCUUGUCGACGCCACCACCGUGCAUACUUCAAUCAUCUUUUAGCUGCCAAAGAAAUGGCCGCGUGGGCUCUUCUUCAGAUGCACAAUCUUCACACCAUGGAUCUGUUCUUCCAAGGAGUCCGUGAAAGUAUUCAACGGGGCUCUUUCGAGCAGGAUGUUGAGGCGUUUAAUCGCACUUACGCCUCGACACUACCUGAAUCAACCGGCCAGGGUCCUAGACUUCGCGCCUACCAGCACCCCUCCGGGUCUAAUCAACCCAGCCGCGCGCCCCGAGUAUAUGGUCGUCUUGACGAUGCACUCCAGAAGUUCCAAGAUUCUCAGUCUUCUGUUGCUACUCCUGACACUGAUGCAGAGGGUCUCGAGAAACAUGGCUUCGCCGGAAAGGCUUAG